This is a messenger RNA of Rhodamnia argentea, 1780 nucleotides long. RefSeq names its product S-adenosylmethionine decarboxylase proenzyme-like. NCBI's taxonomy places the organism in Eukaryota, Viridiplantae, Streptophyta, Magnoliopsida, Myrtales, Myrtaceae. Gene Ontology annotation, molecular function: adenosylmethionine decarboxylase activity. The transcript has 3 exons. The record is from RefSeq and is a predicted model, not a curated record. Gene Ontology annotation, biological process: spermidine biosynthetic process; spermine biosynthetic process. The coding region runs from base 566 to 1612 and encodes 348 amino acids. Gene Ontology annotation, cellular component: cytosol.
ACAUCCUUCAAGCCAACGCCACCAUCCUCGCCUUCCGCCAUCAAUCCCUACCCUUCAUAGCCAGCUCGCUCUUGCUCUUGCCCUUGCCCCUUCUCGCCCCCCAGAACUUCCAAUCCGCACGUCUUCUCUCUCCUGCAUCGAUCUACCGCGGUGGGUUAGAAUUUGCAGCUCAUCGCAGUUCUAGGAUUUGUGGGGAAGUCCUAUUUGAUUGACAGCUACAGGGGUUUCCAUUUGGAAAGAUUCAAUGAUCUAAUGGAGUCAAAAGGUGGCAAGAAGAUGUGUAGCAGUAAAUCUUCAUUCUAUGAAGCUCCUCUAGGUUACAGCAUUGAAGACGUCAGACCCAACGGUGGCAUCAAGAAGUUCCGAUCAGCUGCUUACUCCAACUGCAUGCGCAAACCAUCCUGACAUCCCCCAUUCGGCUUCUCGACCACUUGAGUUGGUCAAUUUUCUGAUCUAGAAAUAAGUUCAUUUUUUCUUCUCCUCCAAGAAAAAGUCUUUCUGUUCCUCUCUCCCUCCUCUCUGCGGCUUCAAUCUCUCUGCAAGCUUGGGCGUCCUUGUAACAGCAAUGGCUCUUGAAGUUUCUGCAAUUGGCUUUGAAGGUUAUGAAAAGAGGCUAGAAAUAUCUUUUUCUGAACCCGGACUUUUUGUUGAUCCAGAUGGGAGAGGUCUCCGGUCGCUCUCUAGGGCUCAGUUGGACGAGAUUCUGAAACCAGCCGAAUGUACCAUAGUCUCGUCGCUCUCUAAUGACUAUGUCGAUUCCUACGUGCUAUCAGAGUCUAGCCUCUUCGUCUUCCCAUAUAAGAUUAUCAUUAAAACCUGUGGGACGACGAAGCUACUUCUGUCCAUUCCACCCAUCUUGAAUUUGGCGAGCUCUAUUUCCCUUACAGUAAGGUCUGCAAAGUACACUCGCGGUUGUUUUCUAUGCCCUGGAGCUCAGCCAUAUCCUCACCGUAACUUCAGCGAAGAAGUUUCUGUCCUUGACCGUUAUUUUGGGAAGCUUGGCUCGGGAAGCAAGGCCUAUCUGUUGGGCGGAUGGGACAAAACCAAAAAUUGGCACAUGUAUUCUGCUUCUGCAGAUGAAGUCAAGUCUGUUUCCCCUGUUUACACCAUGGAGAUGUGCAUGACCGGUUUGAACAAGGAGUCGUCUUCUGUGUUCUUCAAAUUCCAAUCGGCCAGUGCAGCUGCUAUGACCAUCGGUUCUGGAAUCAGAAAGAUUCUUCCCAAUUCCGAGAUUUGUGCUUUCGACUUCGAACCUUGUGGUUAUUCCAUGAAUGCUAUCGAAGGCUCUGCAACAUCCACCAUUCAUGUCACGCCAGAAGACGGGUUCAGCUAUGCCAGCUUUGAGGCAGUGGGCUAUGACCCAAAGAAUAUCGAUUUCAACCAGUUGAUUGGGAGGGUACUGGCUUGUUUCCGGCCAAAGGAGUUCUCCGUGGCUGUGCAUGCCGAUGUUGCGGCUAAGUCACUCGAGCAAAGCUGUUCUCUGAACGUUAAGGAGUACUGCAGUGGAGAGCGGUGCCUUGAAGAGCUUGGAGCAGGCGGUUCCAUCAUGUACCAGAGUUUCAUGAUGAAGGGUUGCCUUGCGCGGCCUGUUACACCGGUUUCUAAAAUCUGAACGCCGCUGGAGGGGGAGGAACAGGGAUGCUUCCUGUUCUACUUUAUGUUUGCAUUUCUUAGUAAAAUAAAUUCACUGCGUACUUGUCAAGUCUGCUGGGUAUUUUGGUGUUGCUGUAUUACUCAUCGUACUUCUUUUUCAUCAUCGGAGUAUCAUGGACAAAAUUUA